Bubalus bubalis (water buffalo) is the source of this 704-nucleotide messenger RNA. It is a transcript of the gene CHCHD10, whose product is annotated as coiled-coil-helix-coiled-coil-helix domain containing 10. The record is from RefSeq and is a predicted model, not a curated record. Gene Ontology annotation, biological process: mitochondrion organization. The transcript is spliced from 4 exons. Gene Ontology annotation, cellular component: nucleus; mitochondrion. Lineage: Eukaryota; Metazoa; Chordata; Mammalia; Artiodactyla; Bovidae. The coding region runs from base 93 to 524 and encodes 143 amino acids.
CCGCCGCCGUCCCUGAGCCACAGCCAGCGCCGCCGUCGCCGUCUCCGACUCGGCUCGUCCGGCCCCGCCGCGCCGCCGCCGCCGCCGCCGCCAUGCCCCGGGGGAGCCGCAGCGUGGCCUCGCGGCCAGCCAGCCGCCCCGCCGCGCCCUCUGCCGCGCACCCACCUGCGCACCCGCCGCCCUCGGCCGCGGCCCCGGCGCCCGCCCCGUCGGGCCAGCCCGGCCUGAUGGCGCAGAUGGCGACCACCGCCGCCGGAGUGGCCGUGGGCUCGGCUGUGGGCCACGUCGUGGGCAGCGCUCUGACCGGAGCCUUCAGUGGGGGCAGCUCAGAGCCCGCCCAGCCUGCGGUCCAGCAGGCCCCGGAGCGCGCCGCCCCGCAGCCCCUGCAGAUGGGGCCCUGCGCCUAUGAGAUCAGGCAGUUCCUGGACUGCUCCACCACCCAGAGCGACCUGACCCUGUGUGAGGGCUUCAGCGAGGCCCUGAAGCAGUGCAAGUACAACCACGGUCUGAGCUCCCUGCCCUAAGAGACCAGAGCAGAUUGGGUGGCCAGCCCUGCACCCACCUGCACCCCCCUCCCACCGACAGCCGGACCAUGACGUCAGAUUGUACCCACCGAGCUGGGACCCAGAGUGAGGAGGGGGUCCCUCACCCCACAGAUGACCUGGGAUGAAAACGUGCAAUUAAAAGCCUUUAUUUUAGCCGAA